Messenger RNA from Rhagoletis pomonella (apple maggot), 812 nucleotides. RefSeq lists its product as uncharacterized. NCBI's taxonomy places the organism in Eukaryota, Metazoa, Arthropoda, Insecta, Diptera, Tephritidae. The transcript has 5 exons. Bases 1 to 573 code for a protein of 190 amino acids. The record is from RefSeq and is a predicted model, not a curated record.
AUGUUUUAUUGCUCUGUAACGGAUUUUAAGAUUACUGGCCUCUCGGAUUUUAUUAUAAAUGAGCUCAGAAUUUCUACAAUAAGGAAAUCUAUUUUCAAUAUCACCCUACCAAUGACGGCACUACAAGCUAUUUAUGCAGCUAAAGGGUCAGUGGCAUAUAUAGUUAAUUUAGCCGGCGAUGGCGAUGCUGAAGCUCAUCUAAAGGAUUUGAGUUUAAGAAUCUCAUUUAAUUUAAAAUCUGGAAAAUAUCUUGGCAUACGAAAUUUGAGCAUUAAGAUCACAGUUGGUGAGCUUUACAUCGAUUUUGAAAAUUUACUUGAAGACGAGCGGAUAAAUGAUUUCUUCCAUGCAUUGGUUAACGAACUAGGCCUGGAGCUUUUGGCAGAUCUAUGGACAUAUGAACAAGGUUUUUUGGAGGAUUAUAUUCAAGAGAGCGUCAACAUUCAUAUUGGUCAAUAUACGUUAAGCGAUAUUAUUAAAAUAAUUGGUGGUAGUGGUGAUGGCGAGCCAAUAUUUGGUAGCGGGCCACCAGGUGACUGCAGGCAAAAUGCAACUUUUAAUGCUUCCACAUAAAAAUAAGCAUCACAACGCUGAAAAAGCUUGGUACCGAAGAGUUAGUGGCGUUAUAAAUACAUAAUUGUAUAAUACUAAAUACUAUAUGUACUAUAUCACAAUGUGAGAAUGUGUUAUAUCAUUCUUGAAUAUAUACAUAUGUUCUAUUUUUGCACGUAAGGCUAUUGACAUUACUUUUGUUAAGGCUUAUCUAAGCGAGAUUAGUUUAUUAAUCUCUAGAAUUUAAAAUUGAUUUUAAU